AUGGACCCUAUCCCCUCCAAUAUGACCGACGAGACCUUGCUUCCGUCUUUCUCUAUCCCUGCUGCCGACUCGCAAAUGAUGUCAGCAGUCUGUGUCGCUGUGAUAGCACAGCAACUCACAACCCGAGUCAUGGCCAAGACAUUAGCUCGAAGAGGCACGAGGCAUUAUGAUCUCAAGCCCUCGCUUCCCAUUUUCGUCGCCGUGCGCUGGAAUCGCUAUCCCAACAGCCGCCUGAAGAACCGCGUCAGACCCGACCCAUCGGACUUCGCUUUACGUUUCUUGUCGGAUGUUUGGGCUCGAGGUGGCGGUGGGCGUGUUGGCGUCGUCGAGAUGGGGUGGUCCAGCGGAGAUGACGCUGACGGAGCGGAAGCCGAUAAGAGCAAUCGUUCUCGCAUUGGCGGCGGUGGUGGUGGUGAUGGUGAUGGUACAAUCGACUGGUUUGGUAGUAAGGGGCCUGAUCGACGCGGGGCGGAAGGCUGGCCAUGCGCUCGGAGUGCAAUCAGGAUCCGGCGCUGA
Molecule: messenger RNA, 516 nt
Organism: Aspergillus fijiensis CBS 313.89
Lineage: Eukaryota; Fungi; Ascomycota; Eurotiomycetes; Eurotiales; Aspergillaceae
Exons: 3
Coding region: 1-516 (171 amino acids)
Source: RefSeq, a predicted model, not a curated record